AUGGAAGAGCGCAAGAAGAUUAUCAUUGAUACUGAUCCUGGAAUCGAUGAUGCAAUGGCGAUAUUCGUGGCUCUAAAAUCACCAGAAGUUGAUGUGAUUGGCCUCACUACUAUCUAUGGGAACGUCUACACCACUCUCGCCACUCGAAACGCCUUGCACUUGUUGGAGGUUGCGGGUAGGACGGAUAUUCCUGUGGCUGAAGGAACACAUAAAACUAUUCUGAACGGUACAAAGCUUCGGAUUGCUGACUUUGUUCAUGGAAAAGAUGGGCUUGGCAACCAAAAUUUCCCUCCACCUAAAGGAAAGCCGAUUGAAAAAUCUGCACCUGAGUUCUUAGUUGAGCAAGCUAAGCUUUACCCUGGCGAAAUCACUGUUGUUGCUUUGGGACCACUAACAAAUAUCGCCCUGGCUGUUCAGCUAGAUCCUGAGUUUUCGAGAAAUGUCGGACAAAUUGUUCUUCUUGGUGGAGCAUUCGCAGUAAAUGGAAAUGUAAAUCCAGCGUCGGAAGCUAAUAUUUUUGGUGAUCCAGAAGCUGCAGAUAUUGUCUUCACAUGUGGGGCCGAUAUAAUUGCUGUGGGAAUCAACGUGACCCAUCAAGUUAUUAUGACAGCUGAUGACAGGGACAAAUUGGCAUCAUCGAACGGGAAAUUAGCUCAAUACCUCUGUAAAAUCCUUGGUGUGUACUAUUCUUAUCAUCUUGAUGCUUAUGAGAUCCAAGGUGUUUAUCUUCACGAUCCUACAACGAUUCUUGCGGCUUUCCUACCUUCUCUGUUCACUUAUACCGAAGGAGUUGUUAGAGUGCAAACAAACGGCAUCACUAGAGGACUCACUUUACUGUACAACAAUCGAAAGAGGUUUGAGGAAGUGACCGAGUGGUCAGACAAACCAUCGGUAAAAGUGGCAGUGACGGUUGAUGCUCCUGCGGUCUUGAAGCUCAUAAUGGAUAGGCUUAUGGAGUCUUGA
Molecule: messenger RNA, 963 nt
Organism: Thlaspi arvense
Lineage: Eukaryota; Viridiplantae; Streptophyta; Magnoliopsida; Brassicales; Brassicaceae
Source: the annotation of a GenBank genome assembly